Molecule: messenger RNA, 2288 nt
Organism: Caenorhabditis elegans
Lineage: Eukaryota; Metazoa; Nematoda; Chromadorea; Rhabditida; Rhabditidae
Gene: dos-3
Product: Delta and OSM-11-like
Exons: 11
Coding region: 86-2224 (712 amino acids)
Source: RefSeq, marked reviewed
GUUUUUUGUUAUUUCGAUCCACACUCUGUUGCGAUCUGUUUUAGUCUAUUCACUAUUUUCCAUUUUUUCUCAUUUACAUGUGACAAUGAAGUCACUAGUAUUUUAUUUUUGGAUAUUAGCAACAUUUCCAGUCUUGAAUGCUCGUGAUAUGUUGGUUCGACGAGCGUGCGAGAUCAAUCCGGAAUUUUCAUUUUGUCGUAGACAUACCACUACUCGCGAAAUCCGCAGUGAAAGUGAGAAGAAGCAUGACAUUUUUCUCAGAUGGGCAUAUGUCUCGGCAAAAGACGCGCAAGACAUUGAAGACGUUGAUGAGCUAGAAACAUCCAGAAAAAAAAUCUACAGUAUACCUGAUUACUGUACAAAAUAUUCAAACAACUUCAGUACUUAUUGUUUGACUGGGAAACUUGCAAGUCUUGAGGGUUUGUUGGCCACUUUUUGUUCUACUUACAUGAAAAAUUGCAACAUCAAGGGGAUAGUCAAAGAAGACAAGUCAACUGCGAAAACUGAAAAAGUAUUCCCAACACCUCGACCAUUCAUCGGAGCGCUCCCUUCAAGUACUUCAUCCCCAAAAGUUAGUUAUUGUGACGGAAACAUGGACCGUUACAAGAAUGAAUGUGAAAAGGAAGGGUUCCAGCCGGAAGUGUUCUGCCGGAAAUUCAAGGAACAAUGUGGGAAACUAGAUACAAUCGACGCGGAUACCACAGAUGAUUUUGGCGAUGAUUCACUUGAAACCCCUGACGAAUUUGAAGAACAUCAAUCUCAAAGGAUAGAGAAAAAAGGAGAAGAAGCGGAAGAAGCGAAACCAGAAGCACAAGGAGUCGGAACUGACGAAGUAACCGCGUACUGCACAAACUACGUGGAGAACUACAAUUUCUAUUGUGUCGGGGACAUGUCUCCAGAACACGAAAAGUUUUGCAAUUCGUACAAGAAAAACUGUCCCGAUCGAGUUUCACUAAAGCAAUCCGGCUCGUUUUUGGGAAAUGAAGGUGGUAAUGAGGAGAGUAGAUCAUCAACAGGGGAAGAUAAAACGUAUUUGUAUAAAGGGUCAAAGAAGGAAUACUGUGAGAAGUUCAGCGUUAACUAUGAAUAUUAUUGCAAAGGCAAUAUUGAAAAUGCGGAAAUCUUCACGAAAUUCUGCCCUUCGUAUAAAAAAGCAUGUGUGCAAGAGCGAGUGCCAGCUAACCCAUUCUCCGCUUCUAAGGGCCAAAUACAAUCAGCAAGUGGAACAUCAGAUUUCCCAGAUUUAGACCAUCCGUCCAUUAGAAAAUCAUCAGCAGCAAGCAGACGUGCUAAAUUGCUGAAAAGAAGACCGUGUUCCGCAGAUUGUGAUGAACGAAUAUUUCCACAUUGUACAAAGGAAUGCAAAUGUGACUACGAUUACCCAGCGGUUCAAAAGUUCUGCAACCCACCUCCAUUGCCUCUAUUUCUAAACACAUGCAGACUUUGGUAUUAUGGAUGCCCGAAAUACGAGAGAUACCAUUAUGCAUCUCAGUUUAUCUAUUCGAAAGCAGAAAAAGGAAAAGUUUUGGAAGGACCAAAGACGUCCACAACAUUCCAACUGUUGGCUCCUUCUGGUGAAACUUUACCGUAUAAACCGGCAUCUGCUCGAAGAUUCAAGAGAGAUUCUGACAUGGUUUUUUGGCCAAAUGAUACUAGUUUAUUUUUAGAAGACAAUAAGAAUGACACUGUCGAUUUUGAAAUGGAAUUGAACCAAACUACAACAAAAAACGUUGAUAAAGUAAUAACUUUGAAGAAUGGAACAACAGUUCAUCUAAUUGCGGCGCCACCACUUCCAAAGCAAACUAAUUCAAGAGAUCAAGUUCUAAAAGAUGCCGAUCAAUCAGCUCCCAAUCUUCCACGCGUGAAAAAAACUACAGGUGGUGCAGCAGUUCCAGUAUUUUCGGACAGUGUGUUCUCCAAUGCAUUAGAUCAAUACAACUCUUUAACCGACUCUCGAGGAAUCCUGCAUCGCCCUCGUAGUAGAUCACCAUUCACUAAACCAGGGCUCUGGGAGCCGAAUCCAGAUGACCCACAUAAUCGCGAUCAUGCUAACAAAUACUAUUAUCACCCGGAAUCCGUGAACGUGGAUUGGCUCCAGGGCCAAAUCGCUUAUGGUGCACAUUGGGCCGUGCCAGCUGCUGGAGUUGGAGGUACUGAUGGGUUUAGUGCUAUUCACUUUCCCUCUAUUGGAACUUUCCUUAAUAUUCCUGAUGAUUAUGAUUAAUUAUUUCUAUUUUUCUACUUUAUUUUGAUUAAUGAAAAGGAAUAUAAAUACUAUUUGCUAUUGA